AUGUCUUUAAAUUUCCCAAUUGAAAAUCUCUUUGAAUGGUUGAGAACUUUCAACAUAGCAACAAAUGUUUAUUCUAUACAUAAUGUUACGGAUGGGAUUGUAUUAGGUAAAGUUUUGCAUACCAUUGCUCCAAAUCAUUUCACUGAUGAAUGGUUGCAAACACUAAAUUAUGAUGCUGAGAUCAACUGGAGACUGAAGGUCAGUAAUCUUAAGAAGAUAUUGAAAGCUGUUAUUGAAUUUUUAAAUGAGGGAAUUGAAGAUAGGAUAUCUGUUCAAUUCUUACCAAAUCUACAAGAAAUUGCUGAACAUGAAAAUGAAGAGUCAACAUUUCGUUUAUUACAAUUAAUACUUGCGUGCGCUGUAAAUUGUGAUAAUAAACAAACUUAUAUUCAAACAAUUAUGGGGAUGGAAGAAACCGUGCAACAAGCAAUAAUGGAAGCGAUCCAACAAUUAAUGUCGACUCGUUUAAGCAUCAGUGAUACUAUGGAUUAUGAAGAUCGUUUAUGUAAGACAGUGGAACAAUACAAAGUUUUACUAGUAGAAAAAGAGAAAUUGGCUGAACAAUGUAAAAAUCUUCAGGAAGAAGUAAUAAAUCUACAAGAAGAAAAGUCCAAUCAACAAUCUGAAUUAAAUCGAUUUAAAAUUUAUUUCAAUUCAUUGGGUUUAAAUCCAGCGAUAUUGGCGACAACAACAACAACAGCAAUAAUUCCUCAAUCCUCUCCAACAUCUUCAAUAGUUACAACUACAACAGGAAUUGAAUCCAUGGAAACUAACUUGAAUUCAAUCAAUUCAGAAUUAUUAAAUCAAUCUGCUAGUAGUUCAAUUUCAGCGAAUCCUUGUAGUAAUAAUGUACUAAUGAGUCCAACUAUAGCUAAUUUACGUAUAAAUCAUUUACAAAAUCAAUUAAGUAAAUUACGUGAUGAACUAUAUAGAACUGAAUGUGAUAAAGAAGAAUUAAAAAUCCAACUCACUGAAGUCACUUUACAAAAUCAGGAAUUAAAACAAAAAUGUACUAUUUUAACUGCAAAAGCAGAAGAAAGUAUUCAUUUAAAAGAUGAAUUAGAUAUUGCUCGUGAAGAAGCAUCUAAUGUAUUACGUUUAACUACAACUAUUGAACAAUUACGUAAACAUGCUGAUGAAGCAAUUAGUUUACGUUUACGUUGUACACAAUUAGAAAAUGAUAAUCAAAUUUGUAUACAACGUUUAAGUGAAUUAGAACAAGAAACACGUUUAGAUGGGAAUAUACGAUCAAAAGUAAAAGCUCAAGCACGUUUACAAGUGGAAGAUGCACAAUUCUUGGCAAAUGAAGCAAUAAAACGUGCUGAAUUAGCUGAAGAAAAUUUAUUGAAGAUUCGACAAGAAUUAAUGAAUGUAAAUCGUGAAAAAGAGUGUAUCUUCUCUGAACUUACACGUCUUAAAUCUUGUUGUGAAGGUCUUCAAUCAUGUGCACAAACAACAAAUUAUGGUACAUCAGCAAUAGAAUCACAAAUGUUAAAUUUACAAGAAGAACUAUGUCGUUUACGUACAUCAAUGUAUGUUAGUGAUGUGAGUAAUAGUAACCGUAUGAACGAAGUUGGCGGUGAUAUCACUACUAUGAGUACUGCUAAUACUACUACUGCUGGUAAAUUAGACAAUGACACUGGUUUUGUUGAUGAUAAUGAUUUUCAUCGUUUCAGUAUGUCUUUAACAUCACAACAGAAACUGAAUACUGAUGAUGUUUGCAAUGAUUGUAAUUCAUUACCUGUCAAUGAUAAUGACUCUUCUAGUACACAUAUUGUACAAACGUCAUCCAUAAAUUCUUAUCAUAUUCCUGUGGAUAAAGAUAUGUCCAGUUCACCUGCUGCUGCUACUACUACUACUACUACAAUGUUAUAUACAAAUUUAAUGACAAAGUUAGCACAGAAAGAAGCAGAUUUCAUUGAAAUGGAACAAAAAUAUCGUGGUUAUUUAUGGAAAGCACGUGAAGUGAUUCGAUUAUUAGAACGUCAAUAUCGACAACAUCAACAUGAUUGUCCACAAUAUAAAGAGAAACUAAUGAUUGAUACACACAACAGUACUGAUACUACUAACAGUAAUAUAAGUAAUGAUAAGCUUAAUGAAGAGAUUAAUCAUUUACGUGCAUUAUUAGUUGAAAAAGAACGUGUUAUUGAGAAAUUAGAGACUCAUCAUGAACAAAUGAGACGUCAUCGUGAAGCGGAAGAACGAAUCCUUCUAGCUGCAUGGUAUAAUUUAGUAAUUAAAUCAACUAAAAAUAAAAUUGAAUCUAAUCUAAAACAAAAUUAUGAUGGUUCUCCUGAAAAAUUAAGUAGUAUAUCAUGUAAUAAAGAAAAUAAUUUAUCCUUCUUAACUAGACAACGAAAUAUUCAUUUGAAACCACCCACUGAUUUAACUUCACUGGUCAUGGCAACCAAAUAG
Messenger RNA from Schistosoma rodhaini, 2415 nucleotides. The record is from the annotation of a GenBank genome assembly. Lineage: Eukaryota; Metazoa; Platyhelminthes; Trematoda; Strigeidida; Schistosomatidae.